Triticum aestivum (bread wheat) is the source of this 691-nucleotide messenger RNA. RefSeq names its product pollen allergen Dac g 3. Gene Ontology annotation, cellular component: extracellular region. The record is from RefSeq and is a predicted model, not a curated record. NCBI's taxonomy places the organism in Eukaryota, Viridiplantae, Streptophyta, Magnoliopsida, Poales, Poaceae. The coding region runs from base 56 to 412 and encodes 118 amino acids. The transcript has a single exon.
CAAGGCAGCCGCUAUACACACAAUAGCAAUCAAAUCUCUUGGAUCAACCGAGAAGAUGGCCUCCGCCUCCAGGAUGCUCACGGUGGCGGUGCUGGCGGCGCUGUUCGCCGGCGCGAUGGCCGUGAAAGUGAAGUUGACGGUGCAGAAGGGGUCGGACAAAAAGAAGCUGGCGCUGAAGAUCGACUACACAAGGCCAAACGACAGCCUGUCAGAGGUGGAGCUCCGGCAGCACGGCUCAGAGGAGUGGCAGCCCUUGACCAAGAAGGGCGACGUGUGGGAGGUCUCGUGCUCCAAGCCGCUGGUUGGCCCCUUCAACUUCCGCUUCUUGUCCAAGAAUGGCAUGAAGAACGUCUUCGACGAGGUCUUCUCCACCGAUUUCAAGAUCGGCAAAACCUACGAACCGGAAUAUUGAUCCACACCGUCCAAGUUUCAGUUGAUCAAGAUCGUCGUAAUUAAUUAAUCCCCAUGCAUCAGUCGCGUUGGAAAUAUGCGCCUCCAUGAGUGGAUAGCUAGUGAAUAAUUUUUUAUGCACAUAGUACAUGCAUAUAGUAGUAGUAGGAGAAGCAACGACGGAUGUGUUUGCUCUCCCAUGCAUGCAUCCACUCUCGAUCGAUGCAGCACUUUUCUUUUGUGUAACCGAAUAUGCUCAAGAGUUUUGAGAUAUUUGAAUAUAUUUUUCCAUUCACCUUUA